UCCUUCACUCUCAUCUCUUUCGUUUUUUCACACAGUUACACCUUCACUGUGUGAUUUUCUUCACACACAAAAACAAACCCUAAAUUCCCCUUCUUCUGUAACGACGACACCAAAAAAGUUCUUCAAUUCUCGUAUUGCUACAGUACUGGAAGCAAUGGAGAUAGAGGAAGAAGCAGUCAUAGUCAAUUCUAGUAGGCUAAAAUCUGUUGUGUGGAAUGACUUUGAUAGAGUAAAAAAAGGUGAUACUUUUGUGGCUAUCUGUAGACACUGUAAAAGGAAACUUAGUGGGUCUAGUACCAGUGGGACUUCACAUUUGAGAAAUCAUUUGAUCAGAUGUCGUAGGAGAUCAAACCAUGAUAUAAGUCAGUUGCUGACACGGGGAAAGAAAAAGGAAGGACCUCUUGCCAUCUCGAAUUUUAGUUUUGAUCAAGAGCAGAGAAAUGGUGAUGCAGUCAGCGUUGUGAGGACUAAGUUUGAACAAGGACACACAAGAGAUGGGUUAUUCAACAAUGGGAUUGUUAACUUUGAUAACAGGCGAAGCAGGCUUGACCUUGCCCGCAUGAUCAUAUUACAUGGCUAUCCUUUGUCUAUGGUUGAACAUAUUGGUUUCCGUAUAUUUAUUAGGAAUCUUCAACCCUUGUUUGACAUUGCAACAUUUGAUGGAGUUGAGGCAGACUGCCGGGAAAUUUAUUUGAUGGAGAGACAGAAAGUAUAUGAAGAGUUGGACAAAUUGCCUGGGAAAAUCAGCCUUAGUGCUGAUACAUGGACUGCAAAUGGUGAUGCUGAAUACUUGUGCUUGACGGCACAUUACAUAGAUGACUCUUGGCAUCUUAAAAAGAAGAUUCUGAAUUUUUUAACAACUGAUCCUUCCCAAACAGAAGAUAUGCUGUCAGAAGUUAUCAUGACUAGUCUAAGAAAUUGGGAUAUCGACCGAAAAUUGUUCUCAGUGACAUUUGAUAACUACUCAACAUAUGACAAAAUUGUAAGUAGAAUCAGAGAGCAGCUUUGUCAACACAGAUUUCUUUAUUGUGAUGGCCAAUUAUUUGAUACACGCUGUGCAGCUAAUGUUAUCAAGUUGAUGGUCCAAGAUACCUUAGAAACAGCAAGCCAGAUAAUCCACAAGGUCCGGGAAAGUAUUCGGUAUGUUCGAAGUUCACAGGCAACCCAGGAAAAGUUCACUGAGAUGGCUCAAAUUGCUGGGGUUGAUUCCCAGAAGUGCCUGAAUCUUGAUAAUUCAUUUUAUUGGAACUCAACUUAUAUCAUGAUUGAAACUGCUUUGGAGUACAAAGAUGCAUUUCCUCUUUUGCAAGAACAUGAUUCUCGGUAUGCAAUGUGUCCAACUGUGACAGAGUGGGAUAGGAUAAGUGCCAUUGCUAGCUUCCUAAAGCUCUUUGUUGAGGUUUCCAAUGUUUUUGCUGGAAGCAAGUAUCCUACGGCAAAUACAUAUUUCCCAGAUAUCUGUGAUAUUCACUUGCAGUUGAUUGAGUGGUGUCAAAACUCAGAUGAUUUUGUUAAUUCUUUGGCUCUGAAGUUGAAAAGCAGAUUUGAUGAGUACUGGAAAAAAUGUAGCUUGGCUUUGGCGAUUGCAGCUAUCUUAGACCCACGAUUCAAGAUGCAAUUGGUUAAAUAUUAUUAUCCACAAAUAUAUGGUGAUAGUGCUCCAGACUGCAUUAAUAUUGUUUCAGAUUGUAUGAAGGCUCUGUAUAAUGGCCAUGCUAUUUAUUCACCAUUAGCUCCUAAUGGUCAAGCUGAAGCAUCUCAAGUUGGUGGUGCUAAUAAUGAUCGGCUGACGGGAUUUGACAAAUUCAUCUAUGAGACCUCAGUGAGCAACAACAUUAAAUCAGAUUUGGACAAUUAUUUGGAGGAAAAGUUGUUCCCUAGAAAAGAUGAUUUUAACAUAUUAAACUGGUGGAAGGUUCACACUCCAAGGUAUCCUAUUCUGUCCAUGAUGGCACGCAAUAUUCUAGGAAUGCCGAUGUCAAAAGCUUCACUAGAGUAUGUGUUCAACACUGGGAAUAAGGCUCUUGAACCAUAUCGCAGUUCGCUAAGAUCAGAUACCUUGCAAGCUUUGAUGUGUGCCCAGGACUGGAUGCGUGAUGAAUUUGAAGAUUCGAAGGCUUCAUCAAGCACUGUCACUCUGGCCCUGUGCUAUGAUGCAAAAUAAGAGCAAGUCUUUGGUAAGCUUAGGUUGCCAUUCUUUUGCGUUUAUCUGUGUAUAUUAGCACCUACCAAAUGGUCCCCCUCUCUCUAUCCUUAUGUUAAGAUUUUGUAGAAAUUAGUUCAUUUGCAGAUCUUGCUUUUCCAGAGCUCCCAUAAAUUAGUUCAAGAUGAGUUCAAGAAUCUAACAGCUUUUGCCAUCUUAGCCUUCAUCAAUUGACUAACUUAUCUGUA
Messenger RNA from Solanum tuberosum (potato), 2391 nucleotides. RefSeq names its product zinc finger BED domain-containing protein RICESLEEPER 1-like. Bases 155 to 2164 code for a protein of 669 amino acids. The transcript is spliced from 3 exons. Gene Ontology annotation, molecular function: protein dimerization activity; DNA binding. The record is from RefSeq and is a predicted model, not a curated record. NCBI's taxonomy places the organism in Eukaryota, Viridiplantae, Streptophyta, Magnoliopsida, Solanales, Solanaceae.